CAAUAGGUGGAUCAAGUCUGGCAACUUAAGGUGGAAUUACAGCUCAGUAAUGAGGAUGAUGGAAGUAACAAAUCUAAUCUUCAUCAUUAUAUGUCAACAUGUUCCUUUCAUUGGUAAAACCUGGUGGAUCCUCGCGCUGCUUUUGCGUCUGCUCGUCCUCCUGCUGCUUGGUUUCACGCUGUUCAGCGACGAGCAGGACAGAUUUAUCUGCAACACCAUCCAGCCAGGCUGCUCUAAUGUUUGUUUCGACGUACUUAAUCCUGUGUCUCUCCUCCGUCUCUGGCUCCUCCACUUCAUUCUCCUCUGUGUUCCCCAUUUGAUGUUUGCCGUCUACAUCGUGCAGAAGGUUGUGUCAUUUAAGUAUUUGGGGGGCUCAAGACAGUUCUCCUUGCAUGGAGUCCCGCUUCAUGACCUCCCACGUGAAUGGGGAGCGCCCCACUUUUACCUCCUACUUGUGUUUCUGCGGAUACUUCUCGAAGCCUUUUUUAUUGGAAGCCAGUGUUAUCUCUUUGGUUUGACUAUUCCGAAGAGUUUUCUCUGUUAUGAGAGUCCCUGCACAUCCGGCGUGGAGUGCUACGUCUCCCGACCAACUGAGAAGAACUUCAUGCUGAACUUCAUGCUCGCCGUUUCCUCCCUGUCCAUCCUGCUCAGCUCUGCUGAUCUAGUGCGCUCAGUGAAGACGGUGGAGAUCUGGAGAAGAAAACGAGCGAUGCUUAUGGAGGAGAUGAGUAACGCAGAGCGGAUCAGCAUGCUGACAACAACAACAGUGAUGGAGGACGGCGGUGUCCUUUUAACCAAGAGAAACAGCCCAACUGUGAGCUCCAAAACAAAUAGUUUCAAAGAUGAGAUAUCUAUCGCUCAUGAGAGAAAUGUUGAGCUUCUUAAUGGAAAAAUGCAUGGUGGGUCUGCACUUGAAAGUUGUGAAAGUGCUACAGAAAUUAGCAAAAAUGGCAAAAUGGAGGUGUUCCAGCCUUCCUCUCCUUUUCGUUACUCGGUCCGUCAAGGCUGGCUGAAAUCGCAGAGAGACGCGAGACUGACAGGCGUCAAAAGUCCAAUCCUGUACCCUCCAUACGGGGCCGACUCAGGACAUCAGUCUGCCUGCAAUGUAUUGGAGGACAGAAGAGCAUGGGUGUAACUGACAGACCCUGAACACCUCCGUUCAACAAAGCCUGAUACUUAGCUUGAUGCAGUUUUUGUUGAAUGAAGAGGGAACUUCAUAAAAACAGCUUCAGUAACUACAAAUGUCACUUCUCUGUGAAUAAAGUGUCAUACAUUUGACAUGAAUUUACAGCUUUGUCUCAUGAGCCAAAAUCUCCUCCCAGAUAUUGGUAAUGGCCAAUCAAAAGCUAACCUGAAAAGUGUGACUCUCAUGGACAGUAGCGUUUUCUCUGAAUGUAAAUGUCUGCUAACACACCAAGCCGACAGAAAGCUGCAGCGUCUUCCACCGUACCCUGAUUGCAUACGAAGCAUUUCAUCCACUCCAUCCCGCACGGAUAAAGUUGGAGCUCCUUGGAGUAUCAAACAACCUAAUGUAUCCUACGGCAACUGAUACCCAGAACCGGUCUUAGGAGAACUUGUCCUUACGUCAUCUCUUGAAGUGGAUGUAACUGUGGUGGAGGACGAAGGUGCUCCUGAAGUGGUUCAACUUUGUGUGAAUGAUCUAAUGGCGCUUUUGCACUAGUACCUCAUCAGCUUGGCUCGGCUCGGCGCGGCUCGUCGCGGCUCCACCCGUUUUGUCCCCGUUUGUUUUUCCACUGCCAGGGGAGAAGUGGGCAGGUUGGGGUGAAGCUGCUGUGACGU
Molecule: messenger RNA, 1800 nt
Organism: Cololabis saira (Pacific saury)
Lineage: Eukaryota; Metazoa; Chordata; Actinopteri; Beloniformes; Belonidae
Product: gap junction delta-4 protein-like
Exons: 2
Coding region: 50-1135 (361 amino acids)
Biological process (GO): cell communication
Cellular component (GO): connexin complex
Source: RefSeq, a predicted model, not a curated record